Molecule: messenger RNA, 3036 nt
Organism: Prionailurus viverrinus (fishing cat)
Lineage: Eukaryota; Metazoa; Chordata; Mammalia; Carnivora; Felidae
Gene: CCDC102A
Product: coiled-coil domain containing 102A
Exons: 9
Coding region: 411-2063 (550 amino acids)
Cellular component (GO): myosin complex
Source: RefSeq, a predicted model, not a curated record
GUGCCCCUCGCCUCCAAAUCAGGCUGGUGCCCCCACCCCGGCAACUCGGUGGGCCCGGGUCACAUUGGGGCUGCAGCUUGCCGGGGCCCACCGCCCCCGCCCCGCCGUCUCCUCUCCCUCCCCUCCCUCCGGGAGGGAGGAGGAGACUCGGCGGCCCUCCCUCGGCCCUCCCGGCGGAGGCCGCGGCAAGCCCCGUGCCCGCUCCGCCCAGCCGCGGCGGGUCGGACGUCCGGAGCCCGCGGGUCCCCGGCUGAGGUCCAAGGAAGAAGCGCCCCCCCACCCAGUGGCCAGGAGAGCGGUGGGGAGCAGUGGCCAUCAUGCACAGUCGUAUCGCCUCCGCCGGGCGUCCCCCGUGCCGCCCCUGAGUCCGGCCGGAGUUGGGACGCAGGGCCCGCCCGCGCGGCCGCACCAUGAGCCACGGGCCCAGCCCCCGGCUGGCCGAGUCCCCGCAGCUGUCCAAGGGCAGCCUCCUGACCAUCCUGGGCAGCCCCUCGCCGGAGCGCAUGGGGCCGGCCGACUCGCUGCCGCCCACGCCGCCCAGCGGCACGCCCUCGCCGGGGCCGCCGCCCGCUCUGUCGCUGCCGUCCGCGCCCGCGCUGCUGGCCGACGGGGACUGGGAGAGCCGCGAGGAGCUGCGGCUGCGGGAGUUGGAGGAGGCGCGCGCGCGGGCGGCGCAGAUGGAGAAGACGAUGCGCUGGUGGUCCGACUGCACCGCCAACUGGCGCGAGAAGUGGAGCAAGGUGCGCGCCGAGCGCAACCGCGCGCGCGAGGAGGUGCGCCAGCUGCGCCAGCGCCUGGACGCGCUCACCAAGGAGCUGGCGGGCGCGCGGCGCGAGCGCCAGGAGGCGCAGGGCGAGUGCGAGGCUCGGGGCCGCGAGCUUGCGCGGCUGCGCGGCGCCCGGGGGAACGCCGACAGGACGCCGGACGGGCCGGAGCCCGAGCGGGAGCAGGAGCCGGUGCGCGACGUCGGGUCGGAAGUGCCCCAGGGCAGCCAGGAACUGGAGCUAGUGGAGAGCCUGCUGAAGAGCAGACCAGAGGAGCCCGAGGGCUGCUGGGAGGCACGCAGCGUGGGGGCCGGGGGCCCACGGGGCAGCUCAGGCCGCCAGGAGCGCAGCCGGCUGCCCUGGGAAGACACAGCCACCAUCGAAGAGGGUGCAUCCAAGUUGACCGCCCUGCGGCUGCGGCUAGAUGAAUCCCAGAAGGUGCUACUCAAGGAGCGAGAGGAUAAACUGGCACUGAGCAGGAACAUUGAGAAGCUGGAAGGGGAGCUCAGCCAGUGGAAGAUCAAGUAUGAGGAGCUGAACAAGACCAAGCAGGAGAUGCUCAAGCAACUCAGCAUCCUGAAGGAGGCCCACCAGGACGAGCUGGGUCGCAUGUCCGAAGACCUGGAGGACGAGCUGGGUGCGCGGUCCAGCAUGGACAGGAAGAUGGCUGAGCUGAGGGGUGAGAUGGAGCGGCUGCAGGCGGAGAACGCAGCCGAGUGGGGUCGCCGUGAGAGGCUGGAGACCGAGAAGCUGGGCCUGGAACGGGAAAACAAGAAGCUGCGGGCGCAGGUCGGGGACCUGGAGGAGGCGCUGGCCCGGCGGCGGAGGCAGACAGCCAGCGCUCUGGACUGUGACCUGCGGGCCAGCCAGGCUGCGCUUUUCGAGAAGAACAAGGAGCUGGCAGACCUGAAGCACGUGCACGGCAAGCUGAAGAAACAGUUCCAGGAGAAGGUGGCAGAGCUGGCACACGCCAACCGGCGGGUGGAACAGCACGAGGCAGAGGUGAAGAAGCUGCGGCUGCGGGUGGAGGAGCUCAAGAAGGAGCUGGCCCAGGCCGAGGACGAGCUGGACGAGGCCCACAACCAGGCACGGAAGCUGCAGCGGUCGCUGGACGAGCAGACGGAGCAGAGCGAGAACCUACAAGUGCAGCUGGAACAUCUGCAGUCCAGGCUCCGAAGGCAGCAGCAGAACGCCCCCCUCUUCGGGAAGAUCCGAAGCGCUCGCUUCGGCACUGAGGAAGCCGGGGACGGAGCCAGCGACCUGGAUGAGGAUGAGGACCUGCAGAUCCAGGUGGCCUAGAGCUCCCAGGGCCGGACAGGACUGGCCCGUGGCCACAGGCCCCUGGGUGCCUAAGCGGACUGGCCGCUCGGACUGGUGCAGCCACCCGUGUUCCCCGCCACGGCUGACUUCCUCCUCUCCCAGGGUGGGGGUCGACCGUCCCACCCUAGCAACACCUCUUGGAAGGGAAGCCAUCGCCUGUGUUUUAUACAUGUAUAUUUUAUGUAUGUGCGUGGGGUCCUUGGACCCAUCUGAUGUUAUAAAAACAGGACCGCUCCCGGGCCCGGUCUCCACACCCCCAUCCACCCAGGACCUUCAUGCAGGGGCGAGGGGGAUGGCGAGGGGGGCUGUUGGGGCCUCGACCCAGGCUGCCUCUCUGAAGCUUGGGGGUCAGGUGGAGCUGUUUAUAGUACAAUGUGAUAAACUCAGCCUUUUGUAAUAAACCGAGUUUGGGUUCUCAGGGCAGAGUCCUGAGAGUGUGGCAGAUGUGGGCAGCUGGUGUAGGGGACAGCACCAGCCUGCACCUGACACCUAGCCCGAGCUCAGGAAUGUCAAGCUACGUAACGAAUGACUGAAUACGCAAAAGAAUGAAUGAAUGAACAUCUGAGCUGCUAAAUGGUCGGGAAUCCGGCUCCCAUGACGGGGAGGAAGAGGUACAGUGUGUGUCUAAUCUGAGAAGAAGAGACUUCCAUUCUGCUCCGGAUGGAUUCAGAUCUCUGCCUCUGCCCCUUCCUGGCUAUGCAGCCAUGGGGAAGUACCUGACCUCUCUGAGCCUCGGUUUCUCCAUCUGUAAAUUAGACAUCUCAUACAGCUAUCGUGAGAAUAAGAUGAGUUCAUCUGGAGCUCAGUAAAGGUUAGUCCUUAUUGAAAUACGUGAAGGUAUGCGCCAGAGAGGAGGGAUUUGCCCGCUGGGUUCUGCCGCAUGGGAUGAAGUUCAGGUGACCAGAGGUAGGUGUAAACACAAUAAAUAAUAAAUCCUUGUAUCUUUACCCCA